Tuber melanosporum (Perigord truffle) is the source of this 1773-nucleotide messenger RNA. RefSeq lists its product as uncharacterized. Gene Ontology annotation, molecular function: nucleic acid binding; ATP binding; RNA helicase activity. Lineage: Eukaryota; Fungi; Ascomycota; Pezizomycetes; Pezizales; Tuberaceae. The record is from RefSeq and is a predicted model, not a curated record. Gene Ontology annotation, cellular component: nucleolus. The coding region runs from base 1 to 1773 and encodes 590 amino acids. The transcript has 6 exons.
AUGGCAAAACGAAAGCACGAAGGUGAAGGAGAUGCCACCCCCGUGAUUACUACUACUGCCGCCACCGCAACCACCACCUCAGAAGUAGAUACCGACACAAGUUUCGCAGCCUUCGGCCUAGACCCGCGCUUACUCCAGGGCAUAGCCAAGCAGAAUUUCUCGCACCCGACGUUGGUUCAGGCAAAGGCUAUUCCGUUGGCGUUGGAGGGGAAGGAUAUCCUUGCUAGGGCGAAGACGGGAUCUGGGAAGACGGCGGCAUACUUAUUGCCAGUUCUGCAGGCGAUUUUGAAGAGGAAGGAGACUUCCGAAGAAAGAUUUACAAGCGCAUUGAUACUCGUCCCGACAAAAGAGUUGGCGCAGCAGGUUCACAAAGUUAUCGAGUCUUUAGCGGCUUACUGCGGAAAACACAUUCGUUCAAUCAAUCUUGCGCAAAAUAUAUCUGAGAAAGUACAGCAAUCCCUCCUCUCUGAAAAGCAGGAUGUGGUCGUCUCAACCCCCUCCAGGGCACUCGUCCACAUCAACAUCUCCGAGUCCCUCACCUCACAGCUCACCCACCUCGUAAUCGACGAAGCCGACCUGGUGCUGUCAUACGGGUACGAAAAUGACCUCCAGGGCGUCUCAAAAGCGCUUCCGAAGGGUCUGCAAACCUUCCUCAUGAGUGCAACACUCACUACCGAAGUCGAAACUCUAAAGUCCCUCUUUUGUCGGAACCCCGCAAUCCUGCGACUAGAAGAAGACGUGGAUGCGGAAGGCGAGGGACUCACGCAAUACUGUGUUAAAUGCAGCGAAGACGAAAAAUUUCUUUUACUAUACGUAAUCUUCAAACUAAAACUCAUAAAGGGCAAAACCAUAAUCUUCGUUGGGGACAUAGACCGGAGCUACAGAGUCAAGCUCUUUUUAGAGCAAUUCGGAAUCCGCAGCUGUGUGCUGAACUCCGAACUACCCGUGAAUUCCCGUCUGCACAUUGUGGAAGAAUUUAACAAAAACGUCUACGAGAUAAUAAUAGCCAGCGACGAGAACGAACAAGCAGAACCAGAACCAACUCCCAAAUCCAAAAAGAAGAAAAACGCCAAGAACCGUAAGGACAAAGAGUACGGCAUCUCCCGAGGCCUCGAUUUCAAAAACCUUGCCUGCGUGCUGAACUUUGACCUUCCCACAACCUCAAAAUCAUACACCCACCGCAUCGGCCGCACUGCGCGUGCUCACAAGAACGGAAUUUCACUCUCCUUUGUAAUCCCUACCCACCUCUUCGGCAAGCACAAACCAACGACCCACCCGAUUUGUGCAAACAACGAAAAAACGCUCCAACGGAUUCGCAGAUCCCAGGCUAAACUUGGCAGGGAGAUAAAGCCAUACGUCUUCGACAUGGCGCAAGUCGACGCCUUCCGAUACAGAAUGGACGACGCAUUAAGGGCCGUGACCAAAAUUGCCGUGAGGGAGGCACGGAUGCGGGAGUUGCGGGUGGAAUUAGUGAAGAGUGAGCGAUUGAAGAGGCAUUUUGAAGAGAACCCGGAGGACUUGCUGGCACUUAGACACGAUGGGGAGAGCGGUCGGGUUAGGGUACAGGCGCACUUGCGGCAUGUGCCGGGGUAUCUGCUGCCGAAGGGGGGGAAGAGCGGGGUGCUUAAGCCGCAGGGGGGGGCAGCGGGGUAUGUGGGGUUGAGGAAGGUUAGGGAGAAUAGAAUUCGCAAGGCGAGGCAGAAGAAGACUGGGAGGCGGGAUGCGGGGACCGGGAGGGAUCCGGUUAAGAUGUAUAGGGGUGGGAAAAGGUAG